Molecule: messenger RNA, 2310 nt
Organism: Prorocentrum cordatum
Lineage: Eukaryota; Dinophyceae; Prorocentrales; Prorocentraceae
Source: the annotation of a GenBank genome assembly
GUCUGGGGUCUCCACAGCAGCGCGUGGUGCUUAUGGGCAGUGGUUCUGGCCUUCGUGGUGAUCAAUGUUACACUCUCGGAAAUUGGGAACUGGUCGCGCCCUGUUGUUGGUGACCGCGUUAAGAUAUUGACGGACAGCCAGGAAGGAGUUAUAUGCCAGGAUUUCAAGGAUUACCAUCCUUUCAAGAUCAUGUACGGGGAUGGCUCGUUGGCAACAUGUCGAGACAACCUGCACCCACAACGAUUUCGCGAAGAUCAGGUGCAGAAGAUCAAUCGCAACAUCUGGGUUUGGAACUUGGAUGGCGUCGCCCCCGUCUUUUGUACCAUUGCGGUCAUGGCUGGCAGGGGAGAACAGUGGUUGCUCGUGACGAGUCGCACAUCAUGGAUCAUGGCCAAAUGGAUCGCGCGCGUGUGCAUUCCGGCCUGCUACAUGUUGCACUUGCUUUCGAAAUUCCAUUUCAUAAAAACGAACAAUCGGGUGUACUACAGGCGGGAAGACACACACGAUGUUAUGAACAUGAAAGGUGCCUUGUCCAAUGUCGAUGAUGGCGCCGCUUGCCAAUUCGACGCACAUGGCAAGACACCGCUCCACUACGCGUGCGAGGCUGGUAACGUGGAGGUCGCACGCUUCCUUUUGAACAACUUCCCACGGGCUGCAAAGCUAGAGGAUUCGAGGCAGCUGGCGACGCCCUUGCACCUGGCUGCUGCCAGCAGCUCUCUAGACAUCGUGGAACUGCUGCUGGACGACCUCGACGACGAGGAGGUGGGCGUCGCCCUCUGUGCUGUAGACUCCGAGGGACGGACGCCCCUGCACAUCGCUUGCUCGGUCGGAGAUCCGAGACUGCUGGAGGAGCUGCUAAAGCGCAUGGAUGGCUGUGCGGAGCAACGCACGCGCACCCUUGCUCUCAGGGACAGACUUGGCCGGACACCUCUUUGCGCUGCUUGUGCCAGUGGUCAUGGCAAGGCUGCCCAACAGGUUCUGGUGUACAGCCGAGGCUCCGAGAACCUCCGCAGAGCCGCACGAGGUUUCGAUGGCUACAAGAAGGCACCAUUGCACUACGCGUGUGAGUAUGGACUGUUGGAGGCAGUGUUUUGGCUGAUGGAGUGCUACGAUUCUCAGGCAGAGGCAUUGAAUCAGGGGGAUGGCACAAACCGGACCCCGCUGCACAUAGCUAGCGAGAGCGGGCACGUAGACAUAUUGCAGGUGCUUUGUGGCCAGAGGAAGCCAGAGGACCGCAAGGGGCCGCCUGAGUGGAAUCGCAAUGCGAUGUGUGAACGAGAGGCUAGCCGGAAUUCCCGCAUCGCGGGCAGGCUGAUUUCUUCUGGGGGUGGGACGAUUAUUUUACUCUGGAUGUGCGGCUUCUGCCAGGCCAUGAAGGAAUUUUACCAUGAAGAUUGGCUCGUGGAACGACCUGGACAUGAUCACGAUCCGGAUAUGGAUAUCGAGUGGAUUGCGCAGGAGGUCAAGGUAAUUUGGCCUGCCCCGCUCUUCCAUGCAGAGUCGGUGGCGUGCGGAGACGACAACUCCUUCUACGUGGGAGACAGCUACCACGUCUACGCUGCUAAGAGGGCACGGAAGCAGCAGGCCCCAAACGAGCCAAACGAGUCGGGAGGCAAGUGGCUCGAGGGGAUCGAGGAUGGGCUGGAGAGCAUCGAGCACGUUGUCAGCGGCUUGGGCGAGGGUGGCAGCGAUGCGACCCCCGACGAUGACGACUUCCGUUUCUCGCGGGUCACUUGCGAUUUGGACGGCAGCAUUGCGGACAUCAGUUUCGGUUGCGAUGCCAACAGAGUUUGCCGUCCGUUCGUGCUCUUGCAAGGCAAGAGUAUCGUCGUGGACUGCCUCCCGGGUGCUCCACAGAAGCAGCGCCUGCUCAAGGUGGAGGGCGUGGCAGAGAAGAUAGUGAUGAAGGGGACGUCCACCAUGUAUGUCGGCCAGUCUGGCCAGGUCGUGAGGUACGACCGUAGACAGAACAACUGGGACCCUGUCUGGACUGUCGCGCACGUGUCAACCUCAAGCCAGCUGAAAUCAUUGGACCUCUCCGAUAACAUCCUGUGGCUCUUCAUGGGCAACGGCACUGCCGAAGGCUGGGACAUAGACCAGGGAAGCAAGUGCGCGACGCUGAAUCUGAUACCCAACAUCACCAGCGGCUGCCUCAGAGAGAACAGCACAUCCAGCUGGGUGCUGGUGCAGAACGGGGACGCGCCCCCGGUGAUGAUGCACGCGGGCGAGCUCAACGUCACGAAUCCGUUCAUGAGGGCUUGCCAGCGUUCGUCGGCCGCGCAGGUGGACCGGCGGGUCCUCGAGGUCUGA